Messenger RNA from Danio aesculapii, 7323 nucleotides. It is a transcript of the gene rasgrp3, whose product is annotated as RAS guanyl releasing protein 3 (calcium and DAG-regulated). The record is from RefSeq and is a predicted model, not a curated record. The transcript has 16 exons. Lineage: Eukaryota; Metazoa; Chordata; Actinopteri; Cypriniformes; Danionidae. The coding region runs from base 162 to 2288 and encodes 708 amino acids. Gene Ontology annotation, biological process: positive regulation of GTPase activity; Ras protein signal transduction. Gene Ontology annotation, molecular function: calcium ion binding; guanyl-nucleotide exchange factor activity. Gene Ontology annotation, cellular component: plasma membrane.
GGCACAGAGUCAGUCAUUCUUCUGCUGAGCACAUCGAGCACAUUUAAAGCAGAGGAGACGUGAAAGAAAGGCGAGAAGAAAAGAGAGAGAGAGAGACAGAGGCUAGCCUGCCUGAUGGCAGAGAGCUGGAUGUCCCAGUGAGGUCAGGUCGGACGGAGGUCAUGGGGUCAUUUACGCUGGGCAAAGCUGCUUCACUGGAGCUGCUACUGGAUGCCUGCAUUCAUGCAUUUGAUGAUAAAGGAGAGCUGCAUGAAAAUCAGCUUCCUCGAACAUUUCUGCUGAUGCAUCGCUGGUAUGUUUCCUCCACCGAGCUCGCUGGGAAGCUUCUGAUCAUGUAUCGUGACUGUCGGGGAGAUGACUGCCAAAGGACACGACUGAAGAUCUGUUAUUUAAUGAGGUACUGGAUUGCUGAAUUCCCUGCAGAGUUUGAUCUGGAUCUGGGUCUGAUCCGUCUUACAGAAGAGUUUCGAGAUGCAGCCGCUGAGCUUGGUGGAGACAAACACAUUAAACUACUUGACAUUUCUACAAUCCCCUCGUAUGACUGGAUGCGUAAACUGACUCAGCGGAAGAAGCAGGUGAAGAAGGGCAAAGCGUCACUGCUGUUUGAUCAUCUGGAACCCAUCGAGUUGGCCGAACAUCUUACCUUCUUAGAGUACAAGUCCAUCAGGAGGAUAUCGUUCACAGAUUACCAGAGUUAUGUGAUUCACGGCUGUCUGGUAGAUAACCCUACACUAGAGCGCUCCAUCGCUCUGUUUAACGGCAUCUCUCAGUGGGUUCAGCUGAUGGUUCUCAGUAAACUCACCCCUCAGCACAGAGCAGAGGUCAUCACCAAAUACAUCCACGUCGCACAGAAACUGCUCCACCUGCAGAACUUUAACACAUUGAUGGCUGUGGUUGGUGGUCUGAGUCACAGCUCCAUUUCCCGCCUGAAGGAAACUCAUUCACACCUCAGCCCAGAGGUCACUAAGAUCUGGAAUGAAAUGACAGAGCUGGUUUCGUCCAACGGUAAUUACUGUGCUUACCGCAAAGCCUUUGGUGAAAGCAAAGGCUUUAAGAUCCCGAUUCUAGGUGUUCAUCUGAAGGACCUGAUCGCUGUACAUGUGGUGUUUGCGGACUGGGUGGAGGAUGGGAAGGUGAACAUUGCAAAGAUGCAGCAGCUUUUUCUCACCUUUAACGAGCUGGUGUCUCUGCAGAGUGCUGUGGCUCAGGUGGAGCCCAACAUGGACCUCAUUUACCUGCUCAACCUGUCCUUGGAUCUGUACUACACAGAAGAUGAAAUUUACGAGCUGUCCUUGCUCAGAGAACCCCGCAAUCCUAAAUCUCAGCCCACAUCACCCACAACACCCAACAAACCUUUGGCUCCACUGGACUGGGCUUCUGGGGUAACCACCAAACCAGAUCCCUCAGUGGUCAACAAACACAUCAGGAAAGUUGUGGAUUCUGUCUUUCGAAACUACGAUCAUGAUCACGAUGGAUACAUAUCUCAAGAAGACUUUGAGAGCAUCGCUGCAAAUUUCCCUUUCCUUGAUUCCUUCUGCGUGCUGGAUAAAGACCAGGAUGGACUGAUCAGUAAGGAUGAGAUGAUGGCGUAUUUCUUGCGUGCCAACCCGCUGCUGCAGUGCAAGAUGGGGCCUGGAUUUAUUCACAACUUCCAGGAGAUUACGUACCUGAAGCCGACCUUCUGCGAACACUGCGCUGGAUUUCUCUGGGGGAUUAUUAAACAAGGAUACAAGUGCAAAGAUUGUGGAGUGAACUGUCAUAAACAGUGUCGUGAGCUGCUGGUUUUGGCAUGUCGUCGUCUGCCUCGCUCCACGUCUCUGGGCAGUGUGUCUCCUGGAGUGCUCACACACAGCUCUUUACCCAGCAGCCCCAACCUGCCCACCUGUAAAGACGACGAUGAGGUGUUUACGUUUCCCGCUGUGUCUCCAUCAUCCGGCUCUGAUCUGGAAGGAAAGUCCAUCACCCUGAUGACGGGUUCUGCCCAGCGCAUUUCAGUGCGGCUCCAGAGAGCAACUACCAGCCAGGCCACGCAGACAGAGGAACACCUGUGGCCUGAAAACGGCUGGGCAGCCGUCGCUGACAGCGGCUCGCACACCUUCCCCAAAAUGAGGUACAGGCCACAUCGCAAAGCCUCCAAGAGCAAAGGCUUCGCACGUUGGGAGAACGACACGCAGGGCUCGAUGGGGACGAGGAACAGCAGGAACUCACAGGAGCACAGUGAAGAGUCACAGCAGAAUGGACUCACAGAACAACAUACCAAUAAAACCAGGACCUCUGAGAUCAGCUGACUUGACCGCUCAGUGGGCCCAUGCAGGACACCCUGGAGCCUGUCCGGACCCCGGCCCAGAGGCCUUUCCUCACUGGUGGGCAUGCUGGGGUGCCUGAUGCCUCCAGUGGAUCAGGAAUAGAGCCACUCUUUCCACAGCCUCGGCAACUGAGAAACGGCAGGCUCUCGACCCGCUGACUCAAAGGAAAGGUCUCGGACUAAACAAGGAGUGACUGCACUGCGCUGUCCUGAGUAUCCAAACAGACGCGUUGGAAAGCGAACUGAGAAUCACUGGAUGCUGAUGUGAAGGAUGCAUCAGCCGAAUAACAGAUGCAUGAGCAAGAGUAUUUAAGGUAUGCCGCUGACGUGCUUUUGACACGCUCUGGUUUUCGUUCUCCAAAAAAAACACUAUGCGGAAUGAGACGCAAUGGAUGUGAAGGUUAAGUUUGGUUUGUUAGAAACUGAAGAUGUAGGUAUGUAUGAUAGAAUAUUAAAACACUAACUAUUACUCAGCAACACAUUAUGAGCUCAGAUUGAAGGUACGUCAAGUUUCAAGACCCCAACUAUAAGAUUACACUCUUUUCAAGGAUUGUUUCACAUGUGGCGAGACCAUGAAGUGACCUCUGACCAUCUGCACCAUUACAUCAGUGUUGCCUGGUAACAGUGAUAUCUAUAUAAGGGUGAAAUGAUCUAAAUAAAUUCAGAGACUUGAAUUCAGCAGACACACGUGUGCCGUCAGCCAGGUGUUUGUUUGGCCUCUGUUGCUAAGCUCCAGACAAGUCCAUCAGCAACACGGUGUCCUUCAGUGCCAUAUGAAGUAUGUUUGACACCGAGACAGGCUCAGUUUGAGCUCGAAAGGAUUUGAUGGGACAAGCUUCAUGCCAUUAUUUUUGCUGACUGCAUGUGUGUUUGUGUAUGAGAGAGAGAGAGAGAGAGAGAGAGAGAGAGAGAGAGAGAGAGAGAGAGAGAGAGAGAGAGACGACACAGGUGGAUCAAAAGAUCAAAUAAGACAAACAGUGAUUAUAGUCCUUGAGUCGAUAGGAUUAGAUGUACUUCUGGAAUCAAAAAAAUAUAGAACAUUCUGUCAUUAUUUACUUCAUGGCUUUCUAAACCCAAACGAUUGGCUCUGUAGGAAACUAGCAAUUUUAGCUAAAUCUCUGCUCUUUUCCAUACAAUAGAAGUGAAUGGUGAACCUAACUUUUACAUUAAGUGGCAGAUUUGCCGAAAUUGAUUUCCAGAGGGCAUUGUGUUGUUGUUAAUUUGGCAUUGAUGUUGUAGUUCCACUGACAUAGCAUAUCAGCUCAUUAUGUUACGGCAUACUUCCCUUUAUAGUAUGUGAAAAACUGGAUGUACACUCAUUACACCACUAUUUGACAGUAUUAGAAAAGCAGUAAGUACACAGAAGUACUUCCACCUAUAUUUCUGCCUCUUUUCAUGAAUUCUUAGGUCAUUUAGCCUCAAGAUGCUCUUGAUUUACAGCCUUCACGGUAUAAAAGACCAUUUCCACCAUGAAAUGAAAAAAAAAGUAAAUUAAAGCCACUCUGACAAGUUUACAUCCCUUUUUUUGGUUUUGGUGUAUAAACUCAGAAUUAUGAUACAAACUUGAAUUAUUAGCCCCUGAAUUAUUAGCCCCCCUGUUUAUUUUUUUCCCCCAAUUUCUGUUUAACGGAGAGAAGAUGUUUUCAACACAUUUCUAAACAUAGUAGUAUUAAUAACUCAUUUCUAAUAACUGAUUUAUUUUAUCUUUGUCAUGAUGACAGUAAAUAAUAUUUGACUAGAUAUUUUUCAAGACACUUCUAUACAGCUUAAAGUGACAUUUAAAGGUUUAACUAGGUUAAUUAGGUUAACUAGGCAGGAUAGGGUAAUUAGGCAAGUUAUUGUAUAACAAUGGUUUGUUCUGUAGACCUGGGGUUUUAAAACUGUGGGGCGCACCCCACCAGGGGGGUGCCAGCACCUAUUAAGGGGGGCGCGAGAAUUUGAGGCAUGCACUCGAGUGUGUAGACAUUCAAAAAAAUAUAUAGCUUAAUGGGGCUAAUAAGUUUGACUUUAAAAUGUUUUUUUUUUUUUAAUUAAACAUGCAUUUAUUCUAACCGAAAUAAAAUAAAUAAGACUUUCUCCAGAAGAAACAAUUUUAUGAGACAUACUGUGAAAAUUUCCUUGCUCUGUUAAACAUAAUUUAGGAAACAUUUAAAAAAGAAAAAAUAUUAAGUUCAAAGGGGGUUUAAUAGUUCUGAUUUCAACUGUAUGUCUUAAAAUUUUAACUUGUCUGACAAGAUAUAAUACUGUGGUGGAAACAAGCAACUGUCAGGUCAAAUUUUCUCAGUUUCAAUUUAAAUUUAAAGGUGCAGUAGGUGAUUUGCCAAAAUGCUAUCCGUUAGCAUAAAAGCUUUAAAAACACAGUCCCUCCCCUGCCAUCCAAAGCCAGUCCUCCUGAAGUCACGAACACGCACCCCAGUGACAUCAUUUGUAGAAGAAUCUAGUCAUAAUGUGCAGUAUUUCAUGCAUUCAAGGAUCGCUGGUCUCACUCUCUCACGCUCUUUGUCCUAAAGCCACUAUGUCUAGCAAGCCAUAUGCUAAGCCAUACUUACAUGCUACUUCAGACAAACUAUUCAGAGUAGCAUGGUAAACAAUAUAGGGAGCGCUUCAAAAAUGAACCAACGUGAAUAUUAAUCCAACUUCACCUCUGUAAUUCAAGCUAGAGAGAAUAGCGCUAUUUACUUAUCUUUUGUUGUUAAAAUAAAUAAAAAUCGACAUUAUUGAUGUUGUAAAAGGCCCUAUGAAACUAUGAGUAGCUGAACAACACUUCCAUGCAUAUAACCCAUUUGUGAAACAACACAAUCUACUUCAGCUUUGCGUGAGUAAAAAGAGUUUUAAAACAUAACAUUACCUGUCUAAAAGAAGUACUUCAGCCAUGGUGUGAUCCUUCCUCCAGCGUGCAAAAGUAACUCCAAUAUUGAUUCAGGAUUUGAAAAAGUUUUGAUUCAGCAUUUGUUUUUAUUGCUGCGGAUCUGUCUGCGUGAAGAGAGGUGCACAGAUGUAUAAAUCUACAUUUUACAUACAGUUUUACAUACAUCUACAUACAGUUUGAGCUACUUAUCAGAAUUAUGUUAACUGGAUGAACAGACAAAUGUUAAUUGGAUGAACAUUAUUUGUCUUGUGCCUUAUCCAGAAUAUAAAAUACAUAUAAAUACAUUUAGAUCAUUUACCUUUAUCAUUACUAUUGGAAUGUGAAGAGAUUUUCAACCAGCACAACAAAAAUGUUUCUGAAGACAAUCACCUACUGCACCUUUAAGUAUACUCCUUUCUGUUGUUGUUGUUGAGCUAUUACACUUUUUUGUUCCCGUUCACUUCCAUUAUAUGGAAAGCAAAUAAGUUAUCAUACACAGAAAAAGUCAUACAGCGGGAAUAAGUGAAUAGAUGACAUAGGCUAAUGAUGCUAAUAUACUGAAGCAUCUCUGUCAUCUGAAGCCUCUGUAUGAAGUUGUGCAAACAAUUGCCUGUUGUCAUGGUCAUUAUUCUAAUCGUGUGCCAAUGAUUCUGCUCUAAUCUGUCUGAUAAUAUGAUGCACAUAUAUCUUUAGUGCUGGUCAGUGUGUAAAUUGAACCAGCGAAUAAAGGAGAGGUGUUGAACAUAGCAUAUAGCCUACUACUUAGUGACAGUUGACCCCAAAAUGAAAACUUUUUGGAUUGUUUACAAACCCUCAUAUUGUUACAAACCUUUAUUAAUUUCUUUCUUCUGUGGCACAUAAAAGUUUGUAUUUUCAGAAGUUUUUUUUUUCAUUGGGUGACAGAAAUGUCUGAUUGCUAACACCUUCAUGGAUGCCAUUUUGUAUUAUUAAUUUUUAUCUAAAUUAUUUCUUUAAUUCUAAGCAGAAUUUCACUUCACCAGAGCCUCAUUUGAGAGAAUUAUGAUACCUGAUGUCUUAUUGAUGGGUGAGUAUUAUUGCUAAAGUGUUUGUGAUAUCAUUUGGCCAAAUCGUUGAGCACACAUUAUUUGACUUGCGAGCAGCAGCACCCAUAUCAACACAAUUUCUUGUGCAAACAUCUUUACGUAACGCUAGCUUUGCAACAUCACGAGAGGUGUAUUGAAAAAACUGAUGACUAGGCCUCCAGAAGAUAUUGCCAGUAGUUACUGUUGUAAAAUGAUCAACCUUGUCAUUUCUGUAUUGACUGUAGCCAUAGGCCUAUGAAUGUUUCUGGCCGAUGCCAGGUCUACUUGAGGAAGAGGUGUACAUUUAUACUGUAAGCUGAUUUAGCUACACAAAGUUCAUGUCUACUACAUUGUGAGCUUAAACACACACACAUAUAUGUUUAUUCACAGUUGCCGCUGCAAUUUUUCCCCCCUCGGAAAUGUAUGAAUACGCAAUGUGAGGUUUUUAAAUAUGUUGAAAUUAGGUUGUGUGCAGCGAGCAGAUCAUCUCAGUGUCUCAGGGUUGCCAGUAAAAAUAAGCUUGACCCAUAAAACUGAAUAUUAAACACCAAGGGAUCCUGACUGGAAUAUCUGGAGAACAUUCGUGUAUGUUAGCUGAAAAGCAUAUUUCUGAUAGAAAUAAAAUAUUACAUUAAAAGUAUUUAUAGUGUAUUUUUAAACAACUGGAUGUAGAUGUGAACUUGCUUGAACUGGAACGACGUUCAUUGAAGAAUGUGACAUGUAGACAUAUCCCAUGAUUCCUUCAUCGCACUCUUGUAAUUCACUUGCUAUUCAUGGAAAAAACUCAACAAAUGCACUACCUAGCUAGCAUAAACUUAUGGACUUUUUAGAACUUUAAAAGAUUUACACUUUGUGUUCAAUAUUUCCUGAUGACUAGUAUUAAACUGUGAUUGUGUGACAAAUGUUUAGGAUUCGCCCCCAUUUUGAAGGUGUUAAACUGAAAUCUGCUGAUCUCUAUCGCCCCCAUGUGGCCGCUGUAUGUCUAUGCACGUCACAUCCGGAUUGUUUCAUGGGAAUCUGCAUAAUGUCUGUGGAAUAUUUAAUUUAGAAAAGUUGUUUUUGUCUUUGUAACUGCUGAUAUUUUACCUUACAAAGUAAACGAUAUUCAAAUGAUGCAAGGAAAUUAA